Messenger RNA from Malurus melanocephalus (red-backed fairy wren), 1041 nucleotides. Its product is annotated as patched domain-containing protein 3-like. The transcript has 3 exons. Gene Ontology annotation, cellular component: membrane. The annotation marks the transcript as partial. The record is from RefSeq and is a predicted model, not a curated record. Lineage: Eukaryota; Metazoa; Chordata; Aves; Passeriformes; Maluridae.
CGCCCGCGGCGAGGAGCAGCCGCCGGCAGCCCGUGCCCGCCUCGCCCAUGGAGGAGCCGCGGGACCCCGCGGAGCGCUGCUCCUGCCGCAACACCGACUGCCUGGAGCGGCCGCUGCGCCGGCUCUUCGAAAGGCUGGCGAGCGGCUUGGCCGCCUGCCCCUGGCCCUUCCUACUGGUGCCGGUGCUGCUGUCGGGGGUCCUGGGCGCCGGCUUUAUUUUCCUGCCGCAGCGGCAGGCGAACGACAUCGAGAGGCAGUUCACCCCGACGUGGGGGCCCGCCAAGGCCGAACGCGACUUCGUGCGGCGACACUUCCCGCACAACGACUCGGAGCGCUUCUCCGCCCCGCGGCUGCCCACCGAGGGCGCCUACGCCGCCCUCAUCGCUGUGGCGACCAACGGGACCUCGGUCCUGGAGCCGGCGGCGUGGGCGGAGGUGCUGCAGCUGAACGCGACCGUGCACGACGCCGAGUACGAGCGGCUCUGCGCCCGCACCGCCGGCCGCUGCGCCAGCCCCAACCCGCUGCUGUCGCGGCAUGCGACACCGCCCGAGCCGGGGAGACUCCGCUUCCCCGUCAACGACAGCGUCUUCCUGGGGACCGCGCUGGGCGGCGUGGAGACGGACGGCGGCCGGGUGCGGAGGGCGCGGGCUCUGAAGCUGAUGUAUUACCUGCGGGAGGACGGCCCCGGGGCGCAGGACAGCCGGCAGUGGCUGGAGAGCUUCCUGCAAAACAUCACUUCCAAAGUGGCGGAGCUGCGCCUCGUCUCCAUUCAGGUGACGUACUUUACCUCGCUGUCCAGACAACAGGAGUUUGAAGGAAAUACCAAGAGUGUGAUCCCACUCUUCUCCGUAACGUAUUUCUUGACAAUAACGUUUGCAGUCGUCUCUUGCCUAAGACUGAGCUGUAUAMGAAACAAUAUCUGGCUUGCAAGCUGUGGAGUGCUUUCUUCUGGCCUAGCUGUAUUAAGCAGCUUUGGAUUGAUGCUSUUCUGUGGAGUGCCCUUUGUGGUCACUGUAGCAAAUGCACCGUUCCUGAUUCUGG